Crotalus tigris (Tiger rattlesnake) is the source of this 2560-nucleotide messenger RNA. RefSeq lists its product as uncharacterized. Lineage: Eukaryota; Metazoa; Chordata; Lepidosauria; Squamata; Viperidae. The transcript is spliced from 2 exons. Bases 383 to 1213 code for a protein of 276 amino acids. The record is from RefSeq and is a predicted model, not a curated record.
AUAUAAGUCAGGCAGCUGCUAGAGCUUGCUUCUGUGAGAACCUAAUAAAGUGUUGUUUAUUCUACUCCGUGUCUUCAAUGCCUCGCUGUUCCCACUACACAACAGUGGUGAUGAGGAUGGGAUUAGGCUGCUAGGAAGAAGAGAGCUAAGUCACUAAAGGGGUAAGACCAGGCAUCAGUGCUCUGAUUAGAACAGCGUUCCCUCCUUCUGCCUGCCAGUACACAAACGCUGGAGGUAUCGCCUUCCUAUUGUCCCUAGAAAACUCACAGAAGCCCUAGCAGCAUAAGGCAUUGGAAUCACAGCAAUAGCUAACUAUAGCCAAAGUAGGCAAACUUUCAGAGUUCAACGUGACGCACCCUGAACGGUGGAGUUUGUACAUCUCAUGAGUAGAGAACUAUUUCAGAGCAAAUCAAGUAAGAGAAAACAAUUUAAAAGCUGCAACCUUGUUGUGCAAGCCACCUUUGAUAUAGCCAAGAACUUCAUUGCUCCUGCUUCAUUGGAGUCAGUUACCUUUGCUGAUUUGAAACGAAGACUCAAGGAGCACUUUGAAUCAGGUCUGUCCAUUAUUGCCUACAGACAUGCAUUUGAGAUGAGAGAGCAGCAGCCAGGUGAAACCAUUGCUGAAUUCAUGGCUGCCCUAUGCCAAGUGUCCCGGCUCUGCGAGUUUCCCAACCUAGAGGACAGGCUCUGGGACCGACUAGUGUGUGGCCUGAGAAGCAGGGACUUACAACAGAGACUGCUCGCUAAAGAGACCCUGACAUUCCAGGACGCACUGAAAGAAGUGAUGGCAGAAGAGGUUGCAGAUGGAGCCAUCAAGGCUUUACAUUCCUCAAAGAAUUUCCCCAGCCAGAUGGCUGUGCAUCACGAAGAAUCAGAGAGAACUAAAGACCCAGACAUUGACAUUGAGAUCGACCGGGUGCAGAAGAUCCCAGAAAGAAGGCAGCGGCUGCUUGACAAGGCAGUUCCCUUCCUAGCUGUCUUCGCUGUGGUAGACGACACCAGCCCUCAGAAUGCCGGUUCCACGCAGCUGUCUGCCGAGCAUGUGGCAAACAAGGCCACAUUGCUACCAUCUGUAAAGGUCACCAGAGGGAAUCACCAUGCGAAGAAUCCCCCAGAAGAGGCAUUACCUAUACUUGCAACUCAUGCUCCAUUUAAACAAUGGGAAAGGGAUCUUUCCAAAUUCAUAUGGCAAGGAGAAAAAACCAAGAAUUAGAUACAAAUUAUUGCAAGAUGCUAAGGAAAGAGGGGGUUUGGGCCUACCGGAUCUGAAAUUGUACUUUGAUGUCUGGCUUGGCUAAAAGAGUGGAAAACAUUUGGAACAAGAGACUAUUUAGUUUGGAAGGUCAUGAAUUAAGGUUUGGAUGGCACAGUUACCUAUGGUAUGAUAAAGCUAAAGACAAUAUGGAUUUUAACAAUCACUUUGUUAGACGUGCCAUACUAAGAUUUUGGAACCAAUACAAAACAAGAUUUUCUACGACGUUGCCUCUUUGGAUAUCCCCACAGGAAGCUUUUUUAAGAAAAGAAAUGGUCACAAAGCCAGACUGAUGGACUUAUGAUAAAAUGAUACUUUUCAAUUCUGGGAACCCUACCCUCAAGUCGAGGGAAGAGUUAGAGUCAGAGGGCUAUGUUUGUCAUUGGUUUGUAUGUCAACAAUUGAAAGAUUUAAAUUAGGUGAAAAGAGUUAUGGGUUUAACUUUGUUAAAAAUGAACUGGAAGUUUUAUUAUGUGGUAGUGAUGAAAGUAAUAUUGCUAAGGUUGAUAAAAUGUUAUUGAAAUUGAACUUGGAAAGUGAACAUGUAAAACAUUGUAUGAUUCAGUGAGUAAGGAAUUUUGGAUAUAAUGUGAUGCUGGAACAAUGGGAGAACAUGUGGAGGAAAAGCUUAAAAUUUAUAUUGAAUUAUAAUUUAAAAGAAAAAUUUUAUAAGAUGAUGUACCACUGGUAUUUAACACCAGAUAAGUUAUCUAGAAUAACUUAAAGAUAUUUCAAAUGAAUGUUGGAAAUGUAAAUGUAAAGAAGGGACCUUUUACCAUGAGAUAAAGCAAAAGAAAUAUUGGAGUAGGAUUUAUAUCCUAUUAUAGAAAGAUAAAGAUAAAGAUGAAACCAGAAUUUUUUCUUCUGGACAUAAUCAAAAAAGACGUAGAAAAGUUUUUGGGGAACUCUGAUUUUAUAUAUGUCAAUGGCAGCAUGACUAUUAUAUGCACAAAAAUGGAAGGACAUUUUGAUCCCUACUAUGGAUGAAUGGCUACAGAAGUUGAUGGAAUUGGCAGAGAUAGCUAAAUUGACUGUUUUAAUUAAAGAAAAGAAUGUAAGUAUUUUUGUUUCCACAUGGAGUGGAAAAGUGGAAAAAAUGAAAACUUUGAUCUUGGGAUUUACUGAUUAGAUUGAUUUGUUGUUAUAGAAAUGGCUAGUUUAUACUACUAUCGAAAAGUAAAAAGUGGAGGUUCAGUGUUAAUGCUUUAUUCUACUGCAACAGAGGAAGUCGGAAGUCAAUGCUCUUUUUUUCUUUCUCCCCUCUUUCCCCUCACUUCUUUUUCCCUUUUCCUUCCCCAUUGGGUCCUA